Messenger RNA from Ochlerotatus camptorhynchus, 1950 nucleotides. It is a transcript of the gene Hacl, whose product is annotated as 2-hydroxyacyl-CoA lyase. The transcript is spliced from 5 exons. The record is from RefSeq and is a predicted model, not a curated record. Gene Ontology annotation, cellular component: peroxisome. NCBI's taxonomy places the organism in Eukaryota, Metazoa, Arthropoda, Insecta, Diptera, Culicidae. Gene Ontology annotation, biological process: fatty acid alpha-oxidation. The coding region runs from base 121 to 1824 and encodes 567 amino acids. Gene Ontology annotation, molecular function: catalytic activity; thiamine pyrophosphate binding; magnesium ion binding.
GUCGUCGUUCCUUUUCGCAAUCUGUCUGUGCCGUUUGUGCUUGCUCGUAGAGGCGUUGAUCUUGGUGUUUUUUGACUGUUCGAUUUUCGUACGCGAUAAGAUCAAUUCAAAUUCUCCAAAAUGGAAGUCGAUGGAAAUACGGUUUUAGCUCGGUCGCUGAAGGAGCAGGGCGUUGAGUAUGUGUUCGGCAUCGUCGGUAUACCGGUGGUGGAGCUAUCGAUGGCGAUGCAAGCCGAGGGCCUCAAGUACAUCGGUAUGCGAAACGAGCAAUCUGCUUGCUAUGCUGCUCAGGCAAUCGGCUAUCUAACCGGCAAACCGGGCGUCUGUUUGGUUGUUCCUGGUCCGGGACUGCUUCACGUGACCGCAGGAAUGGCAAACGCCCAGAUCAACUGCUGGCCGUUGAUUGUCGUUGCCGGAGCUGCCUUCCAAGAUCACGAAGGAAUCGGUGCUUUUCAAGAGUGUCCUCAGGUCGAACUGAGCCGACCUUAUUGCAAGUACGCAGCCAGACCGGCCAGCAUUCCGCUUAUACCGCAGCAUGUGGAGAAAGCCGUUCGCUUAGCAUGCUACGGCCGGCCUGGUGUUGCCUAUUUGGAUAUGCCCGGCAAUUUACUUCUGGCAAAAGUACCGGAAGGUAGCGUUCCAAAGCAAUACGUUCAUCCGGAACGUCCGAUAGCAUUCCCGAAUACUAAAUCAGUCAAGGAAGCUGCCCAUUUGCUGGCCAAAGCCAAGCGACCAUUAGUGAUUGUCGGCAAAGGAGCUGCCUAUGCUCACGCUGAAUUGCACCUCAGACAACUGGUUCAUCAGACGAACAUACCGUUUCUUCCAACUCCGAUGGGAAAAGGAGUGGUUCCCGAUCUGGAUCCCCAAUGCGUAGCGCCGGCUAGGACACUGGCUCUGCAAAAGGCGGAUGUCAUCUUACUGCUUGGAGCUCGUCUUAACUGGAUGCUCCACUUUGGCCGCCAGCCUCGCUUCAGCCCCAAUGUCAAGGUUAUUCAGGUUGACUUGAGCGCUGAAGAAUUGCACAACAGUGUCCUAAGUACGGUUGCAGUGCAAUCGGAUAUAGUUCCAUUCACGGAACAGCUUAUCGACGAGCUGGCCAGCAUGCACUUCUACUUCGAUAAGAACAACGACUGGUGGAUCGACCUGAAGGCCAAGUGUGAGAAGAACAAGAAAGUUGUUCAACAGAUGGCGAUGGAUACGAAGGUUCCGCUGAACUAUCACGCCGUCUUCCACCAUCUGCAGGAGUUGAUCCCGAAGGAUGCCAUUAUCGUUAGCGAAGGAGCCAAUACCAUGGAUAUUGGAAGGACAUUCCUGGACAACAAAUGGCCCCGACAUCGUUUGGAUGCGGGUACAUUCGGAACGAUGGGUGUGGGACCGGGUUUUGCCAUUGCUGCGGCUCUGGUGUGCCGAGAUCGCUUCCCCGGCGAGAAAGUUAUCUGCGUGGAAGGUGAUUCGGCCUUCGGUUUCUCCGGAAUGGAGAUCGAGACCAUGAUGCGCUAUCAGCUUCCGAUUGUCAUUGUGGUCGUCAACAAUGGCGGUAUCUAUUCCGGUUACGAUAAGCAGGUCUAUGAUGACAUUCGCUGCGGAGGAGAUCUUACUAAAGUUACUCCCCCGAAUGCUCUGAACGUAGAAACGCACUACGAAGCACUGAUGAACAUGUUCGGAUCGAAGGGAUACUUUGUUCGCACCAUUCCGGAGCUGCAGCAAGCGGUCAAGGAGGCAUUAAUUUUGACCGACCGGCCUACGAUCAUCAAUGUGGCCAUCAGCCCAUCGGCGGAGCGCAAACCGCAGGACUUCCAAUGGUUGACGGAGUCGAAGUUGUAAUUGGUGGAAGCUGGUGCAUAUGAUAAGUUGAACAUUUACAUUCGUAGCCGACUAGGGAAAUCGGGUUAGAGGGUGCUUGUGUGGAAAUAUAUUUAACUUUUGUUGGACGAAAUAAAUUUACUCACU